Messenger RNA from Pelobates fuscus (common spadefoot toad), 1802 nucleotides. RefSeq names its product golgi SNAP receptor complex member 2 (gene GOSR2). Gene Ontology annotation, cellular component: Golgi apparatus; ER to Golgi transport vesicle membrane; endoplasmic reticulum membrane. Gene Ontology annotation, biological process: intra-Golgi vesicle-mediated transport; vesicle fusion. The record is from RefSeq and is a predicted model, not a curated record. Gene Ontology annotation, molecular function: SNAP receptor activity; SNARE binding. NCBI's taxonomy places the organism in Eukaryota, Metazoa, Chordata, Amphibia, Anura, Pelobatidae. Bases 112 to 750 code for a protein of 212 amino acids. The transcript is spliced from 6 exons.
UGCUGGGCUAAGAGUGAGCUAGAGAGCUGGGAUUCAUUGACUGGCUGGGCUGCUACCAAUAAGUCAUCAAUAAUCGAUUGGUAAUCGAUAGCCCCAGGCUGAUUGGCAGCCAUGGAGACUUUAUAUCACCAGAGUAACAAGCAUGUCCAUGAAGUUCAGUCUCACAUGGGACGUCUGGAGACGUGUGACAAGCAGUCAGUACACCUUGUGGAGAAUGAAAUCCAGGCAAGAAUAGAUCAGAUAUUCAGUAAUCUGGAGCGACUGGAAAUCCUGGCCAGUAAAGAACCCCCAAGUAAAAGACAGAACGCCAAACUGCGUGUAGAUCAGCUCAAGUAUGACGUGCAACAUUUACAGACCGCCCUGCGAAAUUUCCAACAUCGGCGAUACGCCCGGGAGCAACAGGAGAGGGAACGGGAAGAGCUGUUAAUGAGGAAUUACACCACAAAUGAUUCAGAGACCUCCAUACAUAUUGAUGAGACCCUCCAGUUUAAUUCCUCCGUUCGUAACGCCCACCAAGGGAUAGACGACCUUCUGGGGAGUGGGAGCAAUAUACUUGAAGGGCUGAGGGACCAAAGGAAGACCUUAAAGGGAACCCAAAAGAAGAUCCUGGAUGUUGCAAAUAUGCUGGGCCUCUCUAACACGGUUAUGCGCCUUAUUGAAAAGAGAGCGUUUCAAGACAAGGCCAUCAUGAUUGCAGGGAUGCUGCUAACUUGUGUCAUCAUGAUUCUCGUGGUCAAGUACCUGACAUGAGACCUGGGCUCCUAGCAUCAUUGUUUAGAAUACCUAAGGUUAUCUCCUCUCUGCUCAUCCUGAUAUUCAGCUGUGAAAAGUCAAAUUUUGCCACUGUGGACAGAGCGAGGGGGGAAAAAGAAACCCAGGCAAAAUACUGACUAAUGUACAGGACAUCAAUGGUGUAAUUCCAGUGGCAAUCUAGCCCCCAUGACUAUUUUAUUUAAUAUUCCUCAACUCGCCUCCCAGGUCCCAUUACUUGUUCCCUGCUAAAAUAUGUGAUACUUUGGAGCUCACUAAAGGAAUACUUAAUAGCAACUGUAAUAUGUUAAUGCAGCUGGACUCAUUGGGCAGGAAGAGGCAACCAGUCCAUAAAAGGCUGGGCAAGGACAAAAAGCUCACAAAUUAGCCCGUAUGGGAACUGAUCAAUUGGUGGAAAUACAUCCAUACCCUACCAUUCAUCAAUGAAAGGACGGAAAAUGCUGUUUACGUUGUAACUACGAGAAAUGUGUAAAGCGUGCAGUGGGCAGAAAACUGAAUUAUGAAAAGAAACUAAUUUAUUUCAUCUUUUCAUUUCUUUCUUUAAACCAGUCUCUACAUAUUUUGGUUGCUGGUCUGCCAUCUACAUGCUUGGGGCUGCAUUUCUAAUUCCAAAAGCACUGGCAGAGAGCCGGCACCUACCUAUUUAGGAAGUUUGUUUUCUUAGGCCAUUAUCAAAUGCUCUCGUUGAUCUGUUACUGCUGAAAUGCAGAAUGUCAAUGUAAACAUUUUUUAUGUUUAAUUCUGUUCUGGACUAGUCUCAACUGCUUAAUUUUGGCAUUAAAGCUAUUCCUUCUGCAUUGACUGAUUAAUAUGAGACCAUAUUAGAUUAUGAAGCCCUCUUGUGGACGCUAGCCUAGGUCUAGUCUAGUCUACAGGGAUGUGUGGAGUUUAGGUGGGUAGGGUUGGUACCUCCUGCUGCCAAGUUGAUCCGAACAAAGUCAGUGGAGGCUCAGUUUAGAGUAAAUAUUAAGCUUGCUAUUUCCUUGAAUUUUACUUUCCUAACUAAAUAAAUUAUAACACCCACCAUUUCA